This is a messenger RNA of Rhincodon typus (whale shark), 2030 nucleotides long. RefSeq names its product muscle, skeletal receptor tyrosine protein kinase-like. The transcript has 3 exons. The record is from RefSeq and is a predicted model, not a curated record. Bases 57 to 455 code for a protein of 132 amino acids. Lineage: Eukaryota; Metazoa; Chordata; Chondrichthyes; Orectolobiformes; Rhincodontidae.
UGGAGCCUAAAGCAGGAACAUUAGACACACCCACCCUCACUUCUGCAACCUAUUCUAUGACCAUCAUCAUUUCCAUAAUCUCAAGCAUCGCAGCUUCUGUUCUUUUGAUAAUUAUAAUCUUUACUUGUCACCGUCGUCAAAAGGAAUGGCAGAACAGGAAAAGCUACAGAGGAACUGAAACACCUACCCUGGCAGCUCUUCCAUCAGAGCUGCUACUGGACAGACUUCAUCCUAACCCAAUGUACCAGCGUCUUCCUCUCCUUCUCAACCCUAAACUGCUGAGCCUUGAGUAUCCAAGAAAUAAUAUCGAGUACGUGAGGGAUAUUGGAGAGGGAGCUUUCGGAAGAGUGUUCCAGGCCAGAGCCUAUUCUCAACAGAAAGCAUGGUUUUCCUCUAGCACUCUGGACCAGGCAGGCACUGUGGAUUUCAAGCCUAAAAGAAGGUGGAGAAAAUAAACCUACCCUAUCAUGAGCCACAGUACAGUCAGCUUCAUAAAAUAUAGGAGUCAGCAGUGAAGGUUGCUUGUGGUAAGCAGCAAUGCCAAUUCUGUUUAGUUGCCUUAUACUGCAUGCUGGCAGCAAUGGAAGUCCAAAGAUUUCUUUAGAUACAGCUUUAAGGAUCCUGCUCAUGCAGUCAGUUAGCACCAGGAAGAGAUGAACAUUCAAGAACCCUACAGAAGAAACCCCACGGCAAGAUUUAACAAGGAAAACCAAGAAAGUAACUUGGAUCAUUAUAAGAGCACAGACUGCAGAAACCAAUCAGAAAAAGUUAAACUAGGUCUUAUUAUUGAAGCUGCAGGCAAUAGAUCUCAUUCAGCAAACCCAUUAAGGAAAUGGGAACAAUUAAUUUACAAAUAGCAGGACUUAGCUAAGGAGCUAUGAAAAAUGUGAGAUUCCUUUAUUUCACUCUUGAAAGGUGGAAAUCCUCCAUUUUAGCUGAAGAAGUUGGCCUUGCAGUUUAGCUGAGAAAACAGAACAAUAAGACCCACUGAUACCCACUGCAUUCAUCGUCAGAUCAUGAGAGUGUGUGGACACAGGCCUAUUCUUUUUUGAUGGAAGUCUAACCUUAUUGGUUUAGGCUGUUUUUCAUUGUGACUGGAGGGGCGUACAGAUGUGGUUGUCAAGGUCUUACAGGAGGGGUUUGCAACACAUGAUAUCCCUGAUGUGGUCAUAUCAGGCAAUAGACCGAGGCUUGUUAAUGUGUACUUCAACUAGCUUGCAGCCAAUUCUGGAUUUGAACAAGAUACUGACAAUUGAAUGGGGACACCAAGUAUGGGUCGGACACUUAAAAAAUGCUGACUUUUGUACUGCAUUGCUAAAUUACCAAUCCACCUCCCUCCAAUGAGGUCUGUCAAAAUCAGAAUUUUGGAUAGGCAGGAGGCUGAAGAUUUAGCUUCCUACCCUAUCAAGGUCGUGACUCCACAUUUGCACCCACAGGAUCAACAUGUAUGUUCGAAGGAACGGCACAACAGGUCAUGCACUAGAAUAAACUUGAUGUGGGGUAUGGUUGAUGCAAUUGGACAAGGACAACAGGUCUGGAUACAGAAUGUUAACAAGAAAGGUAUGGUCAUUCAAGGAGCUGCAGACUACCAACAAUCCUAUAUUGCUUGUCCAGCUAAAGGAACUGCAGGAACCUUAUCUCAUUGCAGAUUAAUCACCCGCUGUUGCUUUAUUGGGAUGAACCCAAUGAGGAAUUUCAUAACCAAAGGGACUUUCAGACCUCACGCACUCACAAACAGAAUCAAAGCCAAGAGGCUUCAACCCAGCAGUCUUCCAAGUCCAAAGAGAACACAUGCCAGUAGAAUUGUGUAAAUUCCAGACUGCCUUAAUUUGUGAACUCAAGGACUUGUGUCAUUUGGGGAGAUGGUGCAGUUGUAAGUGUGAUGAUAUGCACAAAUGCACAUUAAUAAUAGAAAAAUCCAUAGGGGAGAUGUUAUAUGAAAGUAUAAGGAUCUGAAAUGGUUAAUCCUGACGAUUGCCUUAAACAACACCUGCUCAGUUAAUAUCAUAUUGACCUGGUGGAAGAGCAAC